Molecule: messenger RNA, 935 nt
Organism: Zonotrichia leucophrys gambelii
Lineage: Eukaryota; Metazoa; Chordata; Aves; Passeriformes; Passerellidae
Product: granzyme M-like
Exons: 4
Coding region: 66-935 (289 amino acids)
Biological process (GO): proteolysis
Molecular function (GO): serine-type endopeptidase activity
Source: RefSeq, a predicted model, not a curated record
GCUGUCACACGGCCCCCGGGGCUCCUCCAGCUCGGCAGCUGCACCGGGAGCUGCGGAAGGGCAGGAUGGGGGCUCAGGGCUGCCUGGGGCCGCUGCUGCUGCCGCUGCUCCUCCCUUGGGCCGGUGGGUCCGGCGUGGGCUCGGAGUCACUGCCCGGGGCGGUGGCAGCUGCUGGUGGGGACAGGACGUGGCUCCAGCCCUCGAUCAUCGGGGGACACGAAGCCAAACGCCACUCCCGGCCCUACAUGGCAUUCCUGCAGAUCGGGAGUAGCGCCUGCGGGGCAGCGCUGGUGCACCGGCGCUGGGCGCUGACGGCCGCGCACUGCCUGCCUAAGAGGUCGCGGCACAAGGGGCGGCUGCUGGUGGGGCUGCACAACCGGCGGGACGAUGAGGAGGAGGGCGCGCAGAGCUUCACCAUCCGGGCUGCCUGUCCCCACCCCGGCUACGACCGAGAGACGAUGGAGAACGAUCUGCUGCUGCUGCAGCUGGACGGGAAGGUGACCCUGAGCAGGACACGGCGGCUGAUCCCGCUGGCGAGCCGGGAGCCGGCGCCGGGGGCGCGGUGCAGCCUGGCGGGCUGGGGGGUCGCGGACCCCCGGGAUGGGAGGCUGUCACCCACCCUGCAGGAGCUCGAUGUGACGGUGAUGGACACGCGGAUGUGCAACAACAGCCGCUUCUGGCACGGCAAAAUCGGCCCCGCCAUGAUCUGCUUCCAGGGGCUGCGCCGCGGCUCCGCGCCCGCCAAGGGUGACUCGGGGGGACCCUUGGUGUGCGGGAAGCGGCCGGCAGUGGCCGGCGUGAUCUCCUUCAGCGGCAAGAACGCCACUGACCCUUUCAAACCACCCGUGGCCACCUCGACCGUGAAGCACAAGAAAUGGAUCCAGAAAAUUCUGCGGAGAGGCUGCGGAUCCGGCUGGCCCGAACACACGGGAUAG